UGAAGUGGUCGUUUUCCUGUUCUCGGACGUCCUUCGGUGCCCCGCCCUCCCCCCGACUUAUACCUUCGACCAUUUCAAAUACACCCGUCAUUCCACCCAAUACUGACGCUCUUGGUGUCUCUGUUCAGAUUAUCACCUCCAUCGGGCGCCAUCAGUCGAUACAAAAGGACGUCACAAUGGCAGGCGAACAAGUUUGCCCCGCACAACACCCUGACACGGCAUGGACUCCAAGACCGACAUCGAGAAGGGCCACCUUGAGCUGUCCGUCUCUGCACCGGCGCCCACUCAAUCUGGCUUGACGGCGAGGUGGUCCUUGCGCAAGACCUGUGUGCUGGCGCUGGUUACAUGGGCUGCGUUCCAAUACUUCAUGCGAGAGCCGGCGUACCCCAUCCCUUCCGACCUCUCUCUGCGGGAUUGCGUCUCUCGAUGGGAUGAGUUCUCGGAUUCGGCUGCUACAGCACACUUCACCUUCGGCGUGCCACAGGAGACGCUGCUUCUCGUGUCCAAGGGCGCGUACUCGAGCGGGAACCUGCGCAUCUCGGCUACUGAGGAUCGCGACGACACAGCGGAGGUGAAAGUGAUUGUCCGGUACCGCGACCAAGAGCGACGUGAUGCAGCGAAGGUGUGCCUGAUUGAGCGCGGUGAAGGAGAGCUUGGCGUUGGGCUCUUUACUUCGCAAAUGGGGCGCGAGUUCCCUAACCGCCGCAAUAGGCUCGAGUUCGACGUGGAACUCGUGCUCCCGCGGUCUGCCUUCGUCAAAACGCUCGAAACGGACGUGGGGAACUUUGGGCACGAUGUGCAGUCGCUUGAGAAUGUCGGGCAUCUUUCUCUGAAGGGUUCGAAUGGGGCGAUAUCGACCGGUGCCAUCUCGGCUUCCGAAGCAUCGCUCUCCACGUCUAAUGGGGUGAUAGUCACUGAGCGCGUCACGGCGUCCAGCAUCGUACUCCGCUCGUCCAAUGGCGCGAUUUCCGGCAUCUUGAAUGCCACCGAAUCGAUUGAUGUUUCGACAAGCAAUGGGCGGGUGGAUCUCUCAUUGGUGCUGGAGGGAAAAGACGAUGACGUGGUCAAGAACCUGUCGGUCAAGACGAGCAACUCGGAUGUCAUGGCGAACGUUACUCUGAGCACUGCAUCCGCGCAGGGGGGCUGCUUCACGCUCCUCACCCAGACCUCCAACGGCCGCCUCGACACCAGGAUCCUCUCCGCUCCGCUUGACUCGACCCUCAAAAUCGAGGCGCGGACAUCAAACAACGCCGCAUCGCUCGCGCUCCCCGCCGCCUACGAGGGCUCGUUCUCGGUUGCGACGUCGAAUGGGCCGGCGACUGUACACCGUGUGGAGGGCAGGGAGCGGGACCCCAGGUGCGUUGUGGCGGGCGACGAUUGCGAGCCGAGGGAGCGCCAAGUGAAGAUCACGGCGCCGAGGAAGGGGCAGGCGGCGGGGACGGUGUAUUGGGACGAGGGCAAUGCGAGUCGAGGGGAGGUGACGCUGAAGACGUCGAAUGCUAACGCAGAUAUCUACAUAUGAAUCUAUGCUGUCCACUCGCUAUCAACGUGUGGUUUUGCUGGCAUCCGAUCGUCUCUAGUGCUGUGAAUGAGUGUUUUGAACUGGAUGUGCUGUCCUCUUCCUCCGUGACUACCUGCUGGCUACUCCUCC
This is a messenger RNA of Mycena citricolor, 1651 nucleotides long. The record is from the annotation of a GenBank genome assembly. NCBI's taxonomy places the organism in Eukaryota, Fungi, Basidiomycota, Agaricomycetes, Agaricales, Mycenaceae.